This is a messenger RNA of Pseudocercospora fijiensis CIRAD86, 963 nucleotides long. RefSeq names its product carbohydrate esterase family 3 protein. Gene Ontology annotation, molecular function: phosphatidylcholine lysophospholipase A1 activity. The record is from RefSeq and is a predicted model, not a curated record. Lineage: Eukaryota; Fungi; Ascomycota; Dothideomycetes; Mycosphaerellales; Mycosphaerellaceae. The transcript has 3 exons. Bases 1 to 963 code for a protein of 320 amino acids.
AUGGACCAGGAGAAGCAGCCAGAGAUCGAGAUGCACGCUGUGAGGUCGCUGACGCGCCGGAAAUCUCGAAGACAUCUUUUGAGUCUUGCGCUUCUAGCAUCAACGAUCAUUGUUGCAGUACUGCUUCUUUUCGGGCAAUCAAACAGUCACAAAGCUGUACCAGCAGUUCCGCUCGGCACUGCUUUCGAUCCAAUUGGCGGCGGUGUCAAACUUCGCAUCAUGGCUCUUGGUGACUCUAUCACAGCUGGCACCGUGAGCGCUGAUGGAAUUGAAAGCGCAAGCUCUCGUUCUAACGGCUACCGCCUUUUCCUUCGUAACAGCAUCAUGGAAACAGGUGUGCAAGAUGCUGAUAUCGACUUCAUUGGCUCACGAGUACCGCCGAAGGACGACCAGGCGACUCUUGCCAUGCCGGACAAUCAGAACGAAGGAUGGCCUAACGAAAAGAUCAACAAGAUCCUAGCCCAUGUAAUGAAGAACAGGCGUCUACUAGAUCGCCCAAAUCUAGUCCUGAUCCAUGCCGGCACCAACGACAUGAACGACUCUCCCGAAAAUGCACCGUGGACACAGGCUCAUCUUCGACUUGGUGCCAUGGUCGACGAAGUCUUGUGCCAGGUUCCAGAAGCGGUAGUAAUCAUUUCUAAGAUCAUCAGAAAUGACUGGCAACAAGCUCGAACUGACGAGUACAAUGCAAAACUCCCGCAAGUAGUCGCAGAUCGUCGCAAAGCUGGCUACAAGGUCUUGCUCGCUGACCACUCUGCAAUCACUCCCGGUCCUGACAAGACGCACCCAAGCGAUGCUGGCUACAAACAGAUGGCCGCGAAUUGGAUGGAGACACUCGACACGAUACCGGCUGGCUGGAUUCAGGAACCUCAAGCUGCGGUGAAGACUGCAAAUAUUUGCCACAGUACUGAGGGCUCGCCAUUCAAUUGGCAUGAGGAAUUUGAACAGUCUUUGCAUUCAUAA